AUGGCGGGCGCUCUUACUAGAAGGGAAGCGCUGGCCGCAAAAGUCAGUGAUGCUGCAAUGGCGCGCUUCUACGGCCUAUCAAAUAUCUACAAGCCGGGAGUGCCGCUACGCCCCAUCCUCUCCUUACGUGGUAUCCCAACCUUUGGGCUGUCAAAGUGGCUGUACCAGUAACUUUGUUUCCUUACCAAGGAUUCAGAGUGGACGGUGAAGUCGGCUAAAGAGUUUGUGUCGCGCAUCAAAUGUCUCGAAGUGGAGGCAGAUGAGGUGAUGGUGUCUUUUGACGUGAUCUCAUUGUUCACCUCCAUCCCAUCCACGUUGGCUAUCGACACUAUUGACGGUUUUCUCCGGGAAAAGUAUGAUGAGACCGAUCAACAGCUCAAACGAGUUCACAUAAUCGAGCUCCUAGAACUAUGUCUUAAGGCAUUCUUUACAUUCAACAGCCAGGUUUACGAGCAAAAGAAAGGGACACCGAUGGGCUCGCCUCUAUCUGAAUUAAUUGCCGAAGCGGUUUUGCAGAGGUUUGAGCGGCUGGUCUUCAGCUCGUACCCCCCAAAAUUCUGGGCCAGAUACGCCGACGACACUUUCGUUAUCAUCAAAAGGAGCGAUGUGCAGACUUUCAAGGCACUAUUGAGUUCAGUCUUUCCUGACAUUCAGUUUACUAUGGAAGAAGAGCUCAACAAUCAGUUGGCCUUCCUUGACGUAAAAAUGAGAAUGCUGGAGGACAGGAAGAUAAAAACAACGGUCUACCGCAAGGCAACUAACACCAGGCGAAUCCUCCACUUCAAGAGCAACCACCCCGUUGGUCACAAACGCAGUUGUGUCAGAAUCCUCUUCCAACGCGUUCAAACACACUGCAGCGACGAAAGUGGGAUGAAGGAGGAGAUUAAGUACUUGCACGCCCUAUUUAAAGCCAACGGUUAUCCCAAGUCCUUCAUACGCAAGUGUCUUCAGAAGCCCCACUCUGAGCGGUCGGACGGAGAAAACCCGAAAUUUUGGCUCGCAAUCCCGUAUGUGAAAAACGUGUCAGAGGCGACGGCAAGAAUCCUGAAGCCUUUCGGGAUCGGAGUGACUCACAAGCCAGAGUCAACAAUCACACAGCAAAUAAUGAGGCCCAAAGACCCGCUACCGGUGACAGAACAAUCAGCGGGUAUCUACAGCAUACCAUGCCAAAACUGUGAUGCAAAGUAUGCUGGUGAAAGGGGCUAA
Molecule: messenger RNA, 1206 nt
Organism: Spirometra erinaceieuropaei
Lineage: Eukaryota; Metazoa; Platyhelminthes; Cestoda; Diphyllobothriidea; Diphyllobothriidae
Source: the annotation of a GenBank genome assembly